AUGGGUCAGCUACCUUCCGAACGAGUGCAACCAAGUCCACCGUUCCUGUAUACUGGUGUUGAUUAUGCUGGACCAGUCAACAUCGUAGGGCGAUGCACGCGAGGGGCAGUGGUGAGCAAGGGAUACAUUGCCCUAUUCGUGUGUCUCUCCAUAAAGGCGGUCCAUCUGGAAGCUGUGUCGGAACUGAGUAGCGCUGCAUUUCUAGCAGCAUUCACUCGCUUUUCCAGUCGCUAUGGUUUACCAGCGAAGCUGUUUUCGGACAACGCGACUAACUUUCGAGGAGCUGCUAAGCAGCUGAAGGCGAUCCAUAAAUUAAUCAAUUCUACCGAUUACAACCAAGAGGUGACAGAUUUCUUAACCAACAAAGGUGUAGAGUGGUGUUUUAUACCUGCACGAUCCCCACAUCACGGCGGCUUGUGGGAAGCUGCGAUCAAAAGCGCUAAAACGUUUUUAGGAAAAACUACCAGCAACCAUAAUUUCACGUACGAGGAAUUAUCUACACUUCUCUCCCAGGUGGCGGCCACAAUGAAUUCGCGGCCUUUAACUCCAUUAUCAACCAAUCCCAGCGAUCCUCAACCUUUGACACCGGCACAUAUGCUCAUCGGGAGACCACUCACUACGGUUCCAGAAGCCAAUCUCUUGGAACGCAACAUUUCUUCGAUGUCCCGGUGGAUCUAUAUCCAACGACUCGCACAGGAGUUCCGGUGUAGAUGGCAAGCAGAAUACGUUCGAAACCUGCAGCGUUUAAGCAAGUGGCAACAACCAUCGUCGAACAUAAAGGUUGGUGAUUUCGUGCUCUUAGUGGACGACAAUGCGAAAUCAAAGCAGUGGCCAUUAGGACGGGCAUUUGAGGUCUUUCCGGGCGAUGAUGGUUUGAUCCGCGUAGUAUCACUACAAACAGCAAACGGAACGACGCGUCGAGAUUUGCGACGAAUCCGUGUCCUGCCCAUUGACGAUGACGAGUUUGUACCAGGUAGAUCGGGAGCAGAAAUUCCCGAUCGGAAUUUGUUGGGCGGCAUAUGUCGGAGUGGAAAUCGUGAACUUCCACCGAUUACUCGCAGCAGUACUAAACGCACACACAAAGCGUGA
Molecule: messenger RNA, 1089 nt
Organism: Toxorhynchites rutilus septentrionalis
Lineage: Eukaryota; Metazoa; Arthropoda; Insecta; Diptera; Culicidae
Exons: 1
Coding region: 1-1089 (362 amino acids)
Biological process (GO): DNA integration
Molecular function (GO): nucleic acid binding
Source: RefSeq, a predicted model, not a curated record